AUGGGAAACCACACAAGAGUGACAGUGUUUAUCCUAGCAGGUUUGACUGACGACCCACAACUGAAAGUUGCAUUAUUCAUCUUCCUGCUUCUCAUCUACUUGCUAAGCAUCACUGGCAAUCUGAUCAUCAUCACACUCACCCUAGUGGACACUCACCUCAAGACCCCCAUGUAUUUUUUCCUUUGGAAUUUUUCCUUCUUAGAAAUUUCCUACUCUACUACAUGCAUCCCUAAAUUUCUGGCUACCAUGGCAACUAUGGACAAAAACAUUUCCUAUAACAGCCAUGCAGCUUAAUUGUUUUUUGCCUUCCUUCUUGGAGCAUCUGAAUUUUACCUGCUGGCAACUGUGUCCUAUGACCGCUAUGUUGCCAUCUGUAAGCCCCUGCAUUACACCGCCAUCAUGAACAGUAAAAUCUGCAUACAGCUUGUCCUCAGUUGUUGGCUUGCUGGGUUCUUUGUCAUCUUUCUGCCACUCAUCUUAGGCCUAGACCUUGACUUCUUUGCCUCCAACAUUGUUGAUCAUUUCUACUGUGACACUACUCCCCUCCUGCAGAUCUCCUGCUCAGACACACAGCUUCUAGAGAUGAUAGGAUUGAUCUCAGCUGUGGUGACACUUGUGGUCACAUUAUUAGUGGUGACAAUAUCAUAUACCUAUAGUGCCUUGACCAUUCUAAGAAUCCCUUCAACUGGUCAGAGGAGAAAGGCCUUUUCAACACGUUCUUCUCACACGGUUGUGAUAUCCCUUUCUUAUGGCAGCUGUAUCUUUGUGUAUUUUAAACCAUUAGUCAAACAAAGAAUAUCUUUCUCCAAGGGAAUUGCUGUGCUCAAUAUCUCCAUUGCUUUCGUCUACACCUUACGGAACCAACAGGUGAAAAAAGCCUUCAUGAAUGUGAUACUCAGGGUUGUUUCUUUCUCAAAAAAGCGAAUAUGCUAUUGCAUUAUAUAUAGAGAAAACGAACAAAAGAGUCUCAAAUAA
Ceratotherium simum simum (southern white rhinoceros) is the source of this 975-nucleotide messenger RNA. Its product is annotated as olfactory receptor 6C74-like. Gene Ontology annotation, cellular component: membrane. The record is from RefSeq and is a predicted model, not a curated record. Gene Ontology annotation, molecular function: olfactory receptor activity; G protein-coupled receptor activity. Gene Ontology annotation, biological process: G protein-coupled receptor signaling pathway. Lineage: Eukaryota; Metazoa; Chordata; Mammalia; Perissodactyla; Rhinocerotidae.